Molecule: messenger RNA, 1227 nt
Organism: Aspergillus pseudotamarii
Lineage: Eukaryota; Fungi; Ascomycota; Eurotiomycetes; Eurotiales; Aspergillaceae
Product: Alpha/Beta hydrolase protein
Exons: 1
Coding region: 87-1139 (350 amino acids)
Source: RefSeq, a predicted model, not a curated record
CAUAUUCAUUACAGUCCCAAAGCAGGGGAUCUUGUUUUCACGAAUCUUUGCCGGUCUAUGAAAUCUCGAUUAAAGCUAUUCUACACAUGUUACGAAUUGCGUGUGUGAUCGCUUCCGCUGCACUAGCAGCGGCUGCAUCCCUGCAUAUCGAAGGCCACCGCAACGGACCUCUUAUCUUACAAGAUGCGGGCGACUUCUUCGUGGGUGGUCGCGAAGUGAAAACUUUAGUGAAUACCGGUGACCGCUCGAACCCUUUAUUUGAUUAUCCUGCGGAAGACUGGAUCUCGGUGGACCAAAUGUACGUGGAGUAUCAAAUUCCGAUGAAUGGAUCCAACCACCUCCCAUACAUUCUUGUCCACGGCUGCUGCCUCAGCGGGAAAACAUACCAGGAUACGCCCGACGGUCGCAUGGGUUGGGCCGAAUACCUUGUGCGAAAAGGCCACCCCGUCUAUGUGCCCGAUCAGACGUCUCGAGCUCGCUCCGGCUUUGACCCGACCAUUUUCAAUCAAGUUCAGCUUGGAGAGGUGGCCCCGUCGGCCCUACCGAAAGUCGAGAUUGUCGGUCGCGAGCGUGCCUGGGAUCUCUUCCGCUUCGGAUACACUUACCCCCAGGUUUUCCCAGGCCUGCAAUUUCCCAUCGAGGCCAUGGCACAACUCUCCAAGCAAGUAAUUCCCGACCUGAACGCCCUGCUACCAGUUUCGAAUCCCACAUACGCCAACCUGGCGAGCUUAGCCAGUAAGGUACACGGUGCGGUGCUGGUCGGACACUCGGAGUCUGCGUUCUUCCCCUUCUAUGCAGCCCUGAACAAUUCUUCGGCUGUCAAGGGCAUCGUUUCGAUCGAGGGACAAUGUCCCACGCUCACAGACGAGGAGAUAGCUGUGCUGGCGACAAUCCCUACAUUGUUUGUUUAUGGCGAUUACCUUGAUCAAGCUAAGGUUUCUCGCAAACUCUGGCCACAGUCACUUCAGGGCUGUCAGACUGUUGUGGAUCGGCUCACUGCUGCCGGGGGAAAGGCUUUUAUGGCGGAGCUACCGAAACUGGGCAUUUACGGGAAUAGUCAUAUGAUGAUGCAGGAUAAGAAUAAUCUCCAGAUUGCGGAUUUGAUCAUGGAUUGGAUGGAAAAGAAUGUAUAUAACUGAGCUUGAACUCUGUUAUCUUGCAAAUUAUUGAAUAUAUUGACCUACCAAAUUAGACCAUCAUGUCAAAUGGCUUUUGGUCAAGUGAGAA